ACCGAUCAACAUAAGGCAGGACUCUCGCCGAAACUAGAGAUUGCUGAAUCCUUGGACGAAGUCGAUCGCCUGACUGCAUCCAAAUCACUUGCGAAGGGUGAACGAACACCAGAUCUUCCUGGAACGUUUCUUGAAGUGCCUCACGCAGGAACAUCGUCACCACCCCACUCAACAACGCAAGAUGCGACGUCUUCGGCAUCGCAGAAGCCGCACGACGACGAUGACACACCGCACGAACCUCCGGAGCAUAUCACGAAAUCUUCUUAUGGAGUUUCGGCACCGAGCGCUGCCGCCGCCCUGAUUUCCGCUGCUAAAUACCCGUCUCUGAUUACGUCGACACCUCGGAACGCGAAUGCGACUGAUACGUUUGGCGCGAACUGGUGGAAUCGCAUGUCUAGACGACCCCAGUAUGCCCAAGACUCGAUAAACACGUCCAAGCAGUUCCCGGCCGCCAAAGGGGGCGCCGACCCGGGCGGUGGCCAGUUUACUGAUGGAGCGGUCAACCAAGACCACGAAGGCGCGCCGACGAUCCUCUCUGCUUCGGCUGUGGCACCGUUAAGAGAGACAGCCGGGCACAUCACAACGACGACCGACCAGCAACCCGAGACGGCCCUGAGGGAAAUGGCCAACCUACCGUUGCUGUUGGACAGGCUCCUCAACCCGCUUAGAAAGCGGGCGUACUUUGGGUCGGUCACGCUCAAGGUGCUGACGCCGCGGUCGACACCAUCCCUGACGCCUUCGCCGUUUAAGAACAGGUCCUUGAGCUUCUCGGCUGUCGACAAGCUGCCGCAGAUCAUCGUCGCCGCCAUCAUUCUGGUGGCCACGGCGUUGUCCAUAUACUCGCUGCUCCGGUACACCGACGGAAGCGGUGGAGGUGAUACCUCCGGUGGCGGCCCAACGCUUUGCCAGACCGCCGACUGCGUUCGGCAUGCAGACCUGUUCGCUGGCCGGCUGAACGCUAGCAUCGACCCUUGCGAGGAUUUCGCCGCGUUCGCGUGUUCCGCGUGGGCUUACGGGAAGCCACACCACCUUGAUGAGUCGACGUCGAAGCGACAGGAAAUUGUGCUCAACUUCACUCGCAACUUCAUGGAAACCAUCACUACUGGCCUCAGGUGAGGGAGCAGUGAGAAUGCCUCUUACACAGCGAAGCAUUCCGCGUCUCUCCCCCCUGGUGAGAUUGAUAGAGCAAUAGCCAUGCAUCUAUUUCAGUCAGCGCAGGAGGGCGCUGUCGCAGAGACACUGGUCACGUAGCAGCUACGUAUUCCUCAAGUAUUUGCGCCGUCACAGACAUACCAUGUACAAUUCAGACAUCUCGUAGCCAUGCACAGAUUCUCUUUAAUCUUCUUUCUCCCUGGAUAGCAGGGGUUCCUGGACAUUCCAAGCCAAUUAUUGAUAGUGCCGCCCUUUUCGAAACGAGAAUACACCUAUACCGUUUCAUUUGUAUAGCGUCGAAAGAGCAUUCAUCUAUAUUGAGAGUCAAAAUACUAGAGAAUUGAAAACGACGUGCUGCCUUCUCCUUUGUCCACAGUGCGAGAACGACGGACACAGCAUUUCUCUCUCUCGAAACAGGAAAUAAAUGCGCCUCA
Molecule: messenger RNA, 1586 nt
Organism: Dermacentor andersoni
Lineage: Eukaryota; Metazoa; Arthropoda; Arachnida; Ixodida; Ixodidae
Biological process (GO): proteolysis
Molecular function (GO): metalloendopeptidase activity
Source: RefSeq, a predicted model, not a curated record